Messenger RNA from Harpia harpyja (harpy eagle), 1386 nucleotides. Its product is annotated as T-cell activation Rho GTPase-activating protein-like. NCBI's taxonomy places the organism in Eukaryota, Metazoa, Chordata, Aves, Accipitriformes, Accipitridae. The transcript is spliced from 10 exons. The record is from RefSeq and is a predicted model, not a curated record. Bases 1 to 1386 code for a protein of 461 amino acids. Gene Ontology annotation, molecular function: GTPase activator activity. Gene Ontology annotation, biological process: signal transduction.
AUGCCAUGCCGUGUUGACCCGGCGCUGCCCCCGGAAGCGACAACAGAACCUGCAGGGACGGCGCUGUGCCAGGGCCAGCUGCAGGUGCUGAGCAGCAGGAAGGGGGCGGCCGGCGGUGCCGCUGGCGAGGAGGAAGGCGAGCCCACCACGUCCCUCGUCCUCGUCUGGCCCUGCGGCUCCUGCGUCGUCACUUUCCGGCCGCCAGAAGGAGUGGAGGGAGCCCGGGUGACCCAGCUGCCCUCCAUCAAGCUCCUGCUGAAGGAGCUGAGCGGCCGCAAUGCUGCGACGACGCUACACGCCAGCAGCCUGGAGAGGCUGGUCGAGCGCCAGGCAGAGGACCUGCUGGCUCUGCUGCACGAGCACGGGCCAUCCACGGAGGGGAUCUUCCGGCUGGCGGCCAGCGAGCGGGCCUCCCAGGAGCUCAGGGAGGCCCUCGACAGCGGAGCGGAGGUCCGCCUCGAAAGCCAGCCUGCGCACCUGCUGGCCGUCGUCCUGAAGGACUUCCUCCGCAAGAUCCCCUCCAAGCUCCUCGAGGCAGAGCUCUACGAGGAGUGGAUGAGCGCCCUGCAGAAGUCCAGCAGGCAGGAGAAGCUGGCAGGACUGAAGGAGGUGGCCGGCAAGUUGCCCGAGGCCAACCUCCUCCUGCUCAAGCGCUUGCUGGCCCUGCUGCAAAACAUCAGCAGGAACGCGGCCACCAGCAGGAUGACUGCCGGCAACCUGGCCAUCUGCGUGGGGCCAAACCUCCUCAGCCCACCCGAGGAGCACACGCUCCCCCUGGACGCCCUGGUGCAGGUGACGGGCAAGGUGACGCGGCUGGUGGAGUUCCUCAUUGAGCACCAUGGAGAACUCUUUGAGGAGGAGGAGGAGGAGGAGGAGGAGGAGGCAGCAGCUGGGCUUGCAGGUGCUUCGGCUGAGGAGUCGCCAGCACCAGGGGCAGAAGCAGGAACAGCAGAGGUGCCUCCAGUCGCUCCAGAAAGCGAACCCCCGAAGAGCUCGUCUGGGGAGAGAAGGUUGCCAGGCUCUUCGCAGGAAAAGGAAGAACACUCCAACAGAAAGAGGAAACUAAGCUGCGAAGAGGAGAGUGACGGCCAGCCAGGGAACAAAAGGCAGAAGCUGGAACCCGAGAUCUCAGGAAUGGGCAACUGCAAAAACCUGGGCAGGGCGAGAAGAACAAGGAGCCCAGAUGAGCUCUGUUACCUGGCCUUCGAGAAGCACGAUGCAGCCCCAGCACCACCUCGGCGGAGGCGAGGAGAGAGUCACCGUGCCCUUCUGCUCUGGCUGGCAGAUUUCACUCACGCACCACCAAGUCAGAGCGGCCCCGCACUGCCCGCAGACCCAUCCCACCCCUUGCAGGAGGCCUUGCUGGCUCGCUCCUCGGCUCCGUGA